CAGAGGCGGGGCCAGGAGAGAAAGCUUUGUGGUUUGGUCUCAGGAAAGUAGCAGGCGCCGCUGGAGAGAACUGCGGCCCUGUCGGAAGGUAACCUCCGGUGCAAACGACCAUCGGCGGCAGGCGAGCGACUUACCUCAACACUUCACUCCAUGGCAGUUCCUGAGACCCGCCCUAACCACACUAUUUAUAUCAACAACCUCAAUGAGAAGAUCAAGAAGGAUGAGCUAAAAAAGUCCCUGUACGCCAUCUUCUCCCAGUUUGGCCAGAUCCUGGAUAUCCUGGUAUCACGGAGCCUGAAGAUGAGGGGCCAGGCCUUUGUCAUCUUCAAGGAGGUCAGCAGCGCCACCAACGCCCUGCGCUCCAUGCAGGGUUUCCCCUUCUAUGACAAGCCUAUGCGUAUCCAGUAUGCCAAGACCGACUCAGAUAUCAUUGCCAAGAUGAAAGGCACCUUCGUGGAGCGGGACCGCAAGCGGGAGAAGAGGAAGCCCAAGAGCCAGGAGACCCCGGCCACCAAGAAGGCUGUGCAAGGCGGGGGAGCCGCCCCCGUGGUGGGGGCCGUCCAGGGGCCUGUCCCGGGCAUGCCGCCGAUGACUCAGGCACCCCGCAUUAUGCACCACAUGCCGGGCCAGCCGCCCUACAUGCCACCCCCUGGCAUGAUCCCCCCGCCAGGCCUUGCACCUGGCCAGAUCCCACCAGGGGCCAUGCCCCCGCAACAGCUUAUGCCAGGACAGAUGCCCCCUGCCCAGCCUCUUUCUGAGAAUCCACCGAAUCACAUCUUGUUCCUCACCAACCUGCCAGAGGAGACCAACGAGCUCAUGCUGUCCAUGCUUUUCAAUCAGUUCCCUGGCUUCAAGGAGGUCCGUCUGGUCCCCGGGCGGCAUGACAUCGCCUUCGUGGAGUUUGACAAUGAGGUACAGGCAGGGGCAGCUCGCGAUGCCCUGCAGGGCUUUAAGAUCACGCAGAACAACGCCAUGAAGAUCUCCUUUGCCAAGAAGUAGCAUCUUUUCCCCCCAUGCCUGCCCCCUCCCCCGUUCUGGGGCCACCCCUUUCCCCCUUGGCUCAGCCCCCUGAAGGUAAGUCCCCCCUUGGGGGCCUUCUUGGAGCCGUGUGUGAGUGAGUGGUCGCCACACAGCAUUGUACCCAGAGUCUGUCCCCAGACAUUGCACCUGGCGCUGUUAGGCCGGAAUUAAAGUGGUUUUUUGAGGUUUGGUUUUUCACAA
This is a messenger RNA of Pongo pygmaeus (Bornean orangutan), 1221 nucleotides long. It is a transcript of the gene SNRPA, whose product is annotated as small nuclear ribonucleoprotein polypeptide A. The transcript has 7 exons. Lineage: Eukaryota; Metazoa; Chordata; Mammalia; Primates; Hominidae. The record is from RefSeq and is a predicted model, not a curated record. The coding region runs from base 151 to 999 and encodes 282 amino acids. Gene Ontology annotation, molecular function: RNA binding.